Messenger RNA from Suillus plorans, 309 nucleotides. RefSeq lists its product as uncharacterized. NCBI's taxonomy places the organism in Eukaryota, Fungi, Basidiomycota, Agaricomycetes, Boletales, Suillaceae. The transcript is spliced from 2 exons. The record is from RefSeq and is a predicted model, not a curated record. The annotation marks the transcript as partial.
CACAUUCCAGCAGCCAUGAAGCAACAAUGGGUCACUAUGUCUGCCCAAAUGACACCCAAGGCCAUAGCACAAGUCACUAACACGAGCCGCCGAACUAUCAACCGAGUUCUUCGGCUCUCUCAUCUCACAGGCUCUGUUGUCAGAAGGCCCUUGGAAAGCGGACGUCCUCAUCUGCUCAGUGCAGCAGAUGUAUUAUAUCUGUUGUCAUGUAUUGAGUGCACUCCAGACAUCUUCUUGUUGGAAUUGCAACAUGCGCUACACAAGGCGAGGGGAGUUGAAGUCUCUGAGAUAACUAUUGGACAAACACUG